This is a messenger RNA of Bipolaris sorokiniana ND90Pr, 673 nucleotides long. RefSeq lists its product as uncharacterized. The record is from RefSeq and is a predicted model, not a curated record. The transcript has a single exon. The coding region runs from base 86 to 673 and encodes 195 amino acids. NCBI's taxonomy places the organism in Eukaryota, Fungi, Ascomycota, Dothideomycetes, Pleosporales, Pleosporaceae.
CCUUAACAUAUUAAACUAAAAGAACAACACCAACAUACAAUCGAGCCCAUUAAGAUUAAUCAGCUUUCUUUAACGUACUCGAAAUAUGUCCUCUCGGAGCGAUGUUUUGCAUCACUCUGCCUUAACGCGCCCUGAAAACGGCCUCUGGUCACGUAAAUCUCGACCAGACCUAUCGCAUGAUUACGUAACCUCCCCGAAAGCCGAUUUACGCGAGACUACCAACAUGUAUUAUCUCGAGGUAGAACUUCCAGGCAUAGGCGGGCCGCACGAUAUUGAAACGCACUGGUUAGAUGAGAGUACUUUGCAGAUCAAAGCGACAAUUCACAAAACGAACCUAGAAGCGAUGUGGUGCGACGACAAAUCCGACGACAAGCCUCAACAGCAAGCCAUUUAUGCUGGAGGGACAGACAACAAGGUUGAUAAGAAGAUUAGCUCCAAGGAGAAUAUUCUGGGUCAGAGGCGAGGACGACAGGGGAGUCAUGUGGCCUCGACAAUGAAUUUUUGGCUCAACGAGCGUAAAGCUGGCGUCUUCAUGCGCAACGUUUGUUUCGCAGUUGCUGUAGACAUAGAUAGCGUCCAAGCAAGGCUUAGCGAGGGACUCUUGAUGAUCAUGGUGCCGAAGAAGGAUGCAGCGGCCCUCGAAGCGAAGGAGAUUUUUAUCGAAAGCGCAUAG